This is a messenger RNA of Exophiala bonariae, 786 nucleotides long. RefSeq lists its product as uncharacterized. NCBI's taxonomy places the organism in Eukaryota, Fungi, Ascomycota, Eurotiomycetes, Chaetothyriales, Herpotrichiellaceae. The transcript has a single exon. The coding region runs from base 1 to 786 and encodes 261 amino acids. The record is from RefSeq and is a predicted model, not a curated record.
AUGGCCCCCCCAGGACCACCAUUCACAAUCCACCACCUGCACGUCGGGCAAUCGGAACGCAUCAUCUGGCUCGCGGAAGAACUCUCCCUCCCCUACACGCUGGAACUGCACACACGCAACCCGGUCUUCUCACCCCCAUCACUCACAGUACUGACACCACAAGGCUCGGCACCGGUGCUCUCGUCCACCACCCCCUCAGGCCAACCCUUCAACAUCAGCGAAACGGGCGCGAUCGCAGAAUACCUUCUCUCCCCCUUAUACAACCCAUCCGGCCACCUAACCGUCCGCCCGGGAGCGGAGAACUACCACGCGUACCUGUUCUGGCUGCACUUCGCGAACGGCACGCUCCAGCCCGCACUAGGCCGACAGAUCAUCGCGACGGGGCUCGACCCCACCGGCGCGAACCCGCGCUCCGCCGGGGCCAAGGAGCGGAUCGAGCGCGCGCUGGGCCAGCUGGACGCACGGCUGGCGGAGACGGGGGCGUGGCUCGUCGGUGACGAGUUCACCGCCGCCGACGUCCUGACCGUGUGGUGUGUCACCACCAUGCGGCAGUUUGUGCCGUGGGAUUUGGCGCCGUAUCACGGUAUUCUGGCCUGGUUGGGCCGUGUCGCGGAGAGGGUUGCGUAUCGUACAGCUAUGGAGAAGGGGGAUCAGGGCCUGGAUUGGAGGAAGGCCAUGACUCCUGAGGGGCCGGGCUUGUUUCCGCCUAUGAAGGCUGCGAUGGAGCGCGCUGCUGCUGCGGCGGCGGCGGGUGGAGCGGGAGGGGCUAGGCAGUCGAAGGCUUGA